CUUAAACGAUAGUCUGGCAAUGCUGUUGGAAGUCUAGUAACAAGAAGAACGUGGUUGAAAAUUGGUUCUUUCCUAAAGUUAAAAAGUUUAUUUAAUAAAAUAAGUUGUGAUUUCAAGUAGACACUACGGUUUGAAGAAUAUUCAUGAUCAUAGUCUACUUAAAAUUGAUUUCUCUAAUCUACUCAUUAGAAAAUGAGUAUGGCGAACGACACAGUAAAUCUGACGGAAAUGUCAGAUGUCAGUGCCAUUUUGAGGUUAUUUGAGGAACACCAUGUAGCACCAACGUUUGAUCCUGUUCCAUAUCUUUCCAGACUGGCUGAACUUUUGGAGGUUGAAACAGAAAAUUACUUAAAGAUGGAUCCAGAUCCGUUUGAUGAUCGUAAUCCUUCUAGAAAUCCAAAUUGCAGUUUUGGACACAUGCUUAAAAUAAUAUUCAAGAAGGAGAUUUUCAUGCAAAAAUUAGUUGGAGACUAUUUGCGUGACACAUAUUGGACAAGGCUUGGCAUUUCAACGCGGGAUUCACGGGAAUUAAAUACAGCUGCAGCCCGCCUCGUCCUGGAUCUUAUGCCAGGAUUAGAAGUGUCAGUGGUUUUUCAGGACACAGAAGGACUAAUAAACAGACUUUUUAGUUGGGCAGAAAAGGGCCCUGAACCACUGCAGAGCUAUGCCACUGGAUUGCUAGCAGCAGCAAUGGAACUCCAAGACUUGGCUGCAAACUUUCGCGAGUUAAAUGCUCACCUGGCACCUCUCAUGUUAAAAAGGUUGUGGGAAAUCCAAAAAAAGUGUCUCGAAGAGAGGAAAAAAGACGAUCUUCCAAACGUGAAAAGGUGUUCUAAAUUCGUGUGCGACCAACCAAGUACUUCGAGCAAAAUUCCUAAAAGUACAGGCAGUAAAGGGAAAGCAGCUUCUAGCUCAAAGAUCCUGAAGGAUGAAGAUGCUGAACUCAUGCCUGGGCCAGCCACUGAUGAUUCGGUCAGUGAUAAAGGGAAGCUACAAAAGAGUAAUAAAGGAAAGAAAUUUCAGGGAAGGAUUAAAGCAGCCAAGGAGAGAAAAAAUGGAAAUGCCUCUUUAAAUGGAUCUGCGUUGAAUGACUCUAGUAAUUCAUCGUGGGCUGAAAUGGAAUCGUAUGUCAUAGGAACAUAUCAAAUGCACCCGUUGACGGAUUCUACUAGGCAAAUUUUAAUCUUACGGUAUUUAACACCCAUGGGCGAAUAUCAAGAGUUAUUAGUUCACAUGUUCGAGCAAAAGGCUCUUGAUCUUAUUCUCAAUUACAUCGACUUUGACGCAACGCAAGAUUCACGUUUGUCGUUUGAAGCCCUUAAAUAUCUCGGAGCGUUACUUUGCCAUAAGAAGUUUGCCAUCGAAUUCAUUCAUCAUCAGGGACUCCACCGCCUUCUUGAAAUUCCACGGCCGAGCAUAGCUGCAACUGGAGUGGCAAUGUGCCUCUACUACAUUGCAUAUUGUGAAGAUGCCAUGGAGCGAGUCUGUCUCUUACCAGAUCACGUGAUUCAAGAGCUAGUCCGAUAUGCCUUAUGGCUACUGGAGUGUUCACAUGAGUCGGGCCGGUGCCAUGCCACUAUGUUCUUUGGAACAUCAUUCCAGUUUCGUAUUAUUCUGGAGCAGUUUGACGCCCAAGAUGGUUUACGCCGACUGUACAACAUGAUAAGCACCUUAUCAAUACUGUCAAUGGACGAUGCAAGCGAUUUGUUGGAUGAUGAUGAAUCUCACGCCGCCCGCCAAACCGUUCGGCACGUGUGCUCAGCAUUGAAGCGGUAUUUCGAAAUCCAUCUUGCUCUAAAAGUUGAACACCUUCAACGUAUCAGGGUUCGUGAAAUGGGUGGCUCUCCCCAUCCAUCGACGCCGCCCUACAAAGCAAUUAAACUGAACCCGGAUCAAAUUAUUGAUUUGAUAACAACGGCGCAAGAACUGCUUCCGUUUCGGGCGAGUUGGUCGCCCGUUAAUGAAUUCGUUAGCCUCGGUGGUAUCCCUCUGCUUCUACAAGUUAUCGCCAUAUCUUAUCUAUGGAAUUUCACGGGACGCGCUGAAACUGUUCGUAGCGCCUUGGAUGUUUUAGCGGUUUGUUCGGUCUCAUUCAGAGUUCAGAUGCUAUUUUGUGAGCAUAUUCAAAUACCCGAUGACGCCAAUGCUGUAGGCAUUAAUAUUCUGCUUGGAGCAGCCGAAGGAGACAUAGUGGCUGAUCCAGAAGUCCAGCGUGCCGCCCUUUGCGUGCUUAUUCAUUGCGUCUGCGCGCCCGUCCAUCGGGUUGGGGGUUCUGUUGGCAGAUUUAAUGGCAGUGCCAAAAGGCGCAGUGUGGCUAGCCGAACGAGCGAGGAAGUUCUCAACCAAGUUUGGGAAUGUGUACGUUCCCAUAACGGAAUUAUGGUGUUAAUGGAUCUUUUGUCUGUUAAAACACCCAUAACGGAUGCCGAUUCAAUCCGCGCUCUAGCAUGUAAGGCCUUGCUGGGUCUUGCCCGUAGCGAAAAUGCCCGACAGAUCAUGGGUAAACUACCUUUAUUUACCAGCGGCCAGUUACAGGUUCUUAUGAGGGAACCAGUGUUGCAAGAUAAACGUCAGGAGCACGUAAAGUUUCAAAAGUAUGGACUUGAAUUACUGGAGCAAGUUUCGGGUCGAAUCAAGUCCAAUGUUAACGAGUUUGAGUUGUCACUAGCCAAGAUUCACAAGGCGGACGUGGUGGCUCAAACGCGAAUCCAGUUUAAUGAAAAGCAGUUGCUUCAGCUAAUCCAUCAGCAUCUACUAAGCAAAAACAUGGUUGAAUCGGCCACGAUAUUAAUGAAAGAAGCUGGACUCCCUCCUCUUCCCCUAAAACAGGCCAGUUCUAGUUUCCCACCCUAUCGCGCUACAGGAAGCACACCAGCUACACCAAGUAGAUCAGGCCGUGUUAACUCGCAGGGGGCUGUCACUCUCCCGACAACUCCUGUUGCAGUUCCAUCGACUUCCACCCCAACCCAACAAGCCGGAAUGAUUAAAGUGAAUUUGGCCAGCAGUCGACGGUUGCGGCCAGGAAUGCCAUCUCCUAGCACCCAGCCAAGUAGCAGUACGCAACACAGAGCUUUACAAAAGGUCACAAACUGGGAUUCUCCCACAACAAUGAAUAAAUCAAUCGGUGGAGCCAAUGGUGGAAAUGGUGAAACUUCUCGUGGCGUCUCGUUAGAUGCCAUUGUCACCGAGUACUUGAUGAAUCAGCAUGCUCUUUGCAAAACACCAAUGGUAACUUGUCCACAAUUCGACCUUUUCCAACCGCACAAGUGUCCUGAUGCUAAGUCAAAGAACACCGCGCCAACAAACUUUGCGUUGAGAGUACAAAAACGAGCCAUCUAUCCAAGAUUCGGUGGUCUUGAUGGAGCCCGAAUGGAUCGCAAAUUAAUUUACUCUCGCUUCCGACCAGUCCGAACGUUCCGCAACGACUCAGAAACGUUUACUUGUUGCGCCUUUUCACCUUGUGAACAAUUUCUAAUGAUCGGUAACCAAACCGGUGAAUUGAAGCUCUACAAUGUCAAUACGGCAGCAGAAGAGGCAACCUACCAAUGCCAUGAAAACUACCUUUUUAACAUUGAGCCAAACUGGACUGGUGAUCUUUUGCUGACGUCAGGGAUGUAUCGUCCACCGUUCUCCUGUCUCUGGGCCGUUGGUGACUUUUUUGACAUGAAAUAUUCUUUUGAAGAGGAAGAAUAUGUCGAGUUUAGCAAGACUGUCCAAGAUAAAAUUGUUGGCACCAAAGGCGAAACUGCAACAGUGUAUGACGUAGCUACCGGUAAAAAACUGUUAAGCCUGACGCCAACAACAUCCAACAAUUAUUCGAAGAAUCGGGCCACUUUCCAUCCCAGCGAUGAGUUGAUUCUUUCCGAUGGUGUUUUGUGGGAUGCAGUGUCGGGAACACAAAUUCACAAAUUUGAUAAGCUGAAUCAAUCAUUAAGUGGAACUUUCCAUCCCAACGGCUUGGAAAUCAUUUCAAGUUCGGAAGUUUGGGAUAUAAGAACUUACCAUUUAUUACGAACAGUUCCGGCACUUGAUCAGUGUCAGGUCACAUUUUCAGCGUCUGGUGACGUAAUCUACGCUGUUCACUUGGAAGAAGAGAGUAGAGAAGAACCGAUGUACGAUUCCUCUUUCAAGACAUUAGAUUCUGGCGACUACUCCUCCAUUGCUACGAUCGACGUCAAACGUUGUAUAUAUGGAUUAUGUUCCAACAAAUAUGACACUCAAAUAGCUGUGGUGGAGAAUUCGAGAGAGUUCAAUACCCCUAGCGAGUCUAUAGUGCGACUAUAUGAUGUGGGGAGACUACGGGAUGACGAGGACAUCGGAUCAGAAGUGGAGGAUGAGGAAGGAGAUGACGAUGGAGGCGCAUCAGAAAAUUCCGAUGAUGAUUUGGAAAUGUUAGAUGAGUUGGUCAACGGUGGUGGUGAUGAAGAUGGCAUCGAUGUGGAAAUCGGUUCUAGCGAUUCCUCCGACGGUGAACAGUUUGAUGACGGUGAUUCUGAUGAUGAUGACGAUGACACCAAUUCAUAUUUUGGUUCCUCGGAUGACUCUGAGUUCGACGAGGAGCUGUUUUCAUUGAACGCUGACAGUAACAGCAGCGGCAGUAGUUCAACGUGAACAAAGUCAGUAACGGAUUAAGGCUGAAUCACAAUACUUGUUCUAGUUCUAUUCAUCACACCAGACAGUGACUUAGCUAGGUCUAUUUAGUGCCACCCUUCUCAAACUGGAGUCUGGCUUGGUUUCCACGAUUUGGCUGCAAAAAUAAAAAAUACGGUCAGGAUAAUUUGUAUAAUUCAUUUGUAUGGUCCCUACCUUAACAAUAUUUGCAUGUCUGGCCAAUUCUUCAUCCAUGAGCUGAGAUUCCCAUUCAUUACCACUUUCUUCAUGUUCCACAGAGUAAUAUACUGGGGCAAAUUGA
Daphnia magna is the source of this 4912-nucleotide messenger RNA. RefSeq names its product DDB1- and CUL4-associated factor 1 (gene mahj). NCBI's taxonomy places the organism in Eukaryota, Metazoa, Arthropoda, Branchiopoda, Diplostraca, Daphniidae. The record is from RefSeq and is a predicted model, not a curated record. Gene Ontology annotation, cellular component: Cul4-RING E3 ubiquitin ligase complex; nucleus. Gene Ontology annotation, biological process: protein ubiquitination. The coding region runs from base 193 to 4611 and encodes 1472 amino acids. The transcript is spliced from 12 exons. Gene Ontology annotation, molecular function: protein binding.